UGGUUUGUUCCGUCGGAUAUAGUUGUCGUGCAGUGAUCGCCUCGAGUGGUCGCGUAACUCGUUACUCCGCCACUUUGUGUGUUGACAGCUUUCUCCGUUCUGUCUUUGCGUUUCGCUCGACGAAAUUCUGACGAGUUUCCUUUGUCAACAUCGAAAACUGUCUUGCGCCUCGCAUGUCCGCGCGAUCGGCACUCGUCGACAUGUUGAGAGCUUCUUUUCUCGACGGGCCGACUCGUUAAUUUACUCAACCGAGGUCCGCCUUUUUUUUAAACAAAGUGCACUGGCGUCAUUCAAGGAGUACUUUUCCACUUUCAUCACGAUGAUUCACUAGAAAAAGAAUAGGCACACGAUUCAAAUAGCAAGAUCUGAUGGAUCUUCGCUAAUCUACUUCGAUAAAGUGCAUUUGGAACUAAGAGAUUCCGAUUGAACCCAUAAAUUAAAGUAAAGCAUCGUCAGCUGAGAACACAGAAUGGCAUCGCGCAAGAAAGUGCUACUUAAGGUUAUCAUUCUGGGCGAUUCGGGUGUGGGGAAAACAUCCCUCAUGAAUCAGUACGUCAAUAAGAAGUUCAGCAAUCAAUACAAGGCAACAAUAGGUGCUGAUUUCCUUACCAAGGAAGUGAUGGUCGACGAUAGGAUAGUUACGAUGCAGAUCUGGGACACGGCGGGACAGGAGAGAUUUCAGUCAUUGGGAGUCGCCUUCUACAGAGGCGCAGAUUGCUGCGUUCUGGUAUUUGACGUAGCAGCACCUAGUAGCUUCAAAUCAUUGGAUUCGUGGAGGGAUGAGUUUCUCAUCCAAGCAUCUCCGCGAGAUCCAGACAACUUCCCCUUUGUUGUACUUGGAAACAAGGUCGAUCUUGAGACAAGAGCGGUAUCGAGUAAGAGGGCGCAACAGUGGUGUCAAUCCAAGAACAACAUCCCUUACUUCGAGACCAGUGCAAAAGAGGCUAUUAACGUUGAGCAGGCUUUUCAAACGAUAGCUAAAAAUGCUUUAGCUCAAGAGAGCGAGGUGGAAUUGUACAAUGAGUUCCCGGACCAGAUCAAGUUGACGAACGACCAAAGGGGUAACGGUAAAGGCGAUUCCUGUGCCUGUUAGUUCGCGGAUUGAUGGAACCACGAGCGAGUUUAAAGAAACGAAGGUCAGAUCGUACACUCCGCGAGAAGGAAACGCGGAGUAAUUCACCGAGAAUCGCGCAUAGCGGCUGGAAGUGUCUCCUCGAGGAGCCUAAAGAGCGCUUCUUGGGGUCUCAUAUCUCCUUGAGAGCCGAAUUCGUUGAGUUCGCAGUGCAACUUCAAGAACUCGAUUGCGCCCUUCCUGACUCCUUCAGUUUUCGCUCCCGAGGAACUUCUUCGUGCGGUGCAAUCAAAGGAACCGCGGAUUAAUGUAUAUACAUGGGCGCAUUGUAGGAAAGGUUGAACCUGUCUUUUCUUUUAACUCGUUUAUAAAGGAAAUUCAUUAAUUGCCGAUUCUUCGCGCAGAAUACGUAUGAUCGCGAACCGAGGGACGUUUGUGAGACUUUCCGAUUGACGGCGGGGUCGGCGCUCUGUCCAUGAUGAUACCGACGAUUCCAUUAAAGAUUUCAUUUCAAGAUUCAACGGUCUACCUGGCACUCUUCCAGGACUAAAUUAACGUUCCAUACUCGAAAUACCAAGUAGCGUGCACGUCCUUUGCGUAAAUUGCUACCACUCCCGUUAGUUCGAUCAUUUCCGUUUCCUCGACACAUGAUUUGAGAUGCCGAGUAUAAGAGUAGGGCAACCAACAACUGUAUAUUAGUGUCUCAAUUUGUCACCAUCAGUUUUAAUAGAUUACUUUCAGGAAAACUUGUGAUGACUCAGUACCUUGUAGAUGAUUGUUGAUGAAUUUAACGUUGUAUCUUGCGACACCUCGAAGAAAACCUGCGGAUGUAUAAAAAGUAUACAAUUGUUAUUAACACGAGUAUAUGAAUUAUAUAAGAAUGUAAUAUUGCUACGUUACAAUGUAUAAGAGCCUUUCAUAUAUACAUGUAUAUCUUUUCUUUGAUUUAAGGCGUUACCUUGUUUAAUCGAUUGAAGUUAUUAGCUUUUAUAUGGUUAAAGUUUAGAGCGUUCUUUCAAUACUUUUUAUACCAUUCUUCUUACCUGGACAUAUUUUAUCGGCGAUCGAAAGAUAUUUUUUAAUUCGUUUCGGGCGAAUUAAUAAAUAUUUUUCAUCGUGUCAACUGAGUAUGUAAGGCAAUAAUAAAGAUACCUUGGUAUGGGUUGAUUCUGAAAAGGAACUGCGCACCUCUUGUUGCCAGGACAGGCAUUUAUACAAUUACAUCGCUUAAUUCUUUCUCGAAAGCCAAAUCUACGUUGAUAUAAUGUCAGCCACACGAGCCUUAACUUCUUCAGGGUAAGGGUACAUCGAAUUUUAUGGCCAACUUGUGCGCUCAAUUCAUGCAAAUGAUGGCACCAAACUAAAUCAAAUAUCCCCAUUCAUGAAUAAUGUGAUUACAUGUAUGGAUAAGGAGAAAUUGAUACGGUCAUGAUAAGAGAACUUUUGUUCAAACUUUAAUCAAUUGCUAUGUUAUAUGCAUCAGUAUCGAACUUAUCGAAUGAUUUGUUAAUGUAUCAUUAAUUCACACGAAGAAGUAAUAUUUUUAAACGUGUGUUUGUAGAACGUUCUAAAUUUUGAUCACGUCUAGUUGUUAAAUAUAAUUAUUCUACAUCACCGCUUUAUAUUAUGUUUACAAGAAGAAGCUCGGUUAUUUAAACAUUUUUUUAAGAAACAACGUUUUCGAAAUAUGGAAACUGUACACAAGAUACCGAUCGGUCGCGUCGAGGAAAUUUUCGCAACAAUUCUAAACCUUAGAGAUUGUUUUUGAGAACACUUGCAUGGUCCAACUGCCACUCUUGCUAAUAUUAUAAACAGAGUCGUGAUCCCCGUCGUCAUUGAGCGUUCUUUCCGCAAUAAAUUACAAGUCGACAAAAUAAAAAGUGGCGAAUUUUCAUUACAUUGUAAACGUUAUCGAUAGGAAAGGAACAUGUAUACAACUCUCAAUUGUACAAGUUUGACGUACACGAAGUAGCGGUGUAAAUUGUAAAUGUAACAUUUUCUAUCUGCAGUCCAAAACUUACAGAAAUUACGUUUCAAGUCGAGCGCGGCAUGAAUUGUAGAAACAUUCACGGCUGUCGUAUCUCAAACUUGUACAUUUGUAUGCUUGAACUAGCAAAGAAUUUAAAUGUAAUUUAAUCAUAAUUGUAAGUAAUUAGAACGUAAUUUCAUGAUUUACAAAGAUUAUAUGAAAGCAGGAAAGAAGUAACUAUCUAUUUUACGUCUCGGUGAAAUUUAAGAAGAUAAUUUAUCGAAACGUAGGAAAUGUUAUUAAACAUUUAUUUACCCUCAGAGUACAGAAUGUUCUAAAAUGCGGAUGAAAUUAUGUUCUAAUUAGCUAGUGACGUAAUGAAUCAUGCGUUUCUGUAUCUUGGUUCAAAAUCCUAUUAUAGAGACAGAGAAUGUUAUAAGUAACAAGUCUGCCAGCAUAGAGGACUCGUCACUCGUCCGUUCUCUCAUUUAAACCGACGUUUUCUCGAGGAAUGCAUUUCUAAUUAUACGAAACGUUGACUUGUAAUUCUAUUGUUUCAAAGAGGGAAUUCGUUAACCCGCUGAGGUUAACGGAGCAAACACGAGGUGUAACAUUUCAUUUCCAUUAGUACAAUAUACAUACAAAUAGAUAUUA
This is a messenger RNA of Orussus abietinus, 3695 nucleotides long. RefSeq names its product ras-related protein rab7 (gene Rab7). NCBI's taxonomy places the organism in Eukaryota, Metazoa, Arthropoda, Insecta, Hymenoptera, Orussidae. The record is from RefSeq and is a predicted model, not a curated record. Gene Ontology annotation, cellular component: late endosome; phagocytic vesicle; lysosome. Gene Ontology annotation, molecular function: GTPase activity; GTP binding. Gene Ontology annotation, biological process: endosome to lysosome transport; phagosome-lysosome fusion. Bases 470 to 1093 code for a protein of 207 amino acids. The transcript has 5 exons.